Linum tenue is the source of this 1540-nucleotide messenger RNA. The record is from the annotation of a GenBank genome assembly. Lineage: Eukaryota; Viridiplantae; Streptophyta; Magnoliopsida; Malpighiales; Linaceae.
CGGCGGGAAGGCCGACGGCCAUAAGCGCAUAAAGGCGGUUACCCCCCACUUCUCCGAAAAGGGAGACACGAUUGAGAGCGCUCAGUUUUUUUUUUUUUUUUUCUUACUUCCCAUAGGUUCUUCCCUCUUCUCUCGUUUUUUUCCACCGUAAUCGACUAACAACAAAGGAGAGAACAACCGAUCCUGGGGUUUGCCUUUAAUCACCGUGAAAAUAAGUAAAUAACAAAUCACAAGGUACAGUCCUUCCCCGCCAAUUCCAUUGCACAAAUGUCGCUCCCAGAAACUGCUCAGCACACCCGUCUCUUUCGCUCCCAAAUCGUCGCCAGAAGAUUCGACGACCAAUCCCUGAGAAUUCUCGAAUCGGUUCUUGCUUGCAAAGACGUGAAGUCGAUCAUGCAAACGCGGUCGAGUUUGAAAGACUUCAUGAGAUCGGAAUCUCUCGCUGUCAUUCGCGAGCUCUCACAGCGCACAGUCGAGCAGAAGCUUUCGGUCGUCGAGUUCUUUGUCCGCGCUUUCGCUCUGAUAGGCGACAUCGAGAGUUGUUUGGCGCUCAAGUACGAGGGAUUGCUGCUGCGGGAUAUCAAAUCCUCCGCUGAUCAGUGGAUGCGAGUCUCGUAUGAGGAGUGGCUGAAUUUCGCUGAGCACUCACUCGACAAUGGAUUUCAUGCCGUGGCUCGUCAGGCAUGUGACAAGGCCCUAUCAUGCCUUAGCAAUGCUGGUCCUGAAGAUACCAAAACUGGAGAACCUUUAAAACACGAUGAAGCAGUUGACGUAGUUAACAGGCUCAAGGAGCGUGCUCUGAAGUUUGGAGCUUCAAGCUCUGUCCAGGCACACACGGCAGAAUAUCUAAGAGGAAGGAUACUAGACAGAAGCCAAAAUCAUAUGUCAGCCUCUAGGCAGUCGCAUCAUGUAGCUAGCAUUCUGUUUAGAAGCGCAAUCAAGAAGCGAAAUGCAAGGAAAUUACAUGAACGUAAAAUUGUGAGACAGAACAUCAACACAGUUGGUGCAAAUUUGCUUUCUUAACUGCUUUUGUGGGAUUCUGCCCAGAUUGUCGCUACUGGUACAUAGAACUACAUCACUGUGAUGAGGUUAGGGUGUGUAAAUCAUAUCAAGUUAUGUGUACUUUGGUCAGGCGAAUUUCAUUGAAUCUCUUGCUUAGAGAGCUAAAGUUCAUCGUAAUAAUAAAAUUGGUUUCAUGUGGUUAUCUAAAGUCUUUCCGCACUUGAACUUUAUGCCUAUUCAUGUAGUUGUUUAUUCUGUUCCAAAGAUAUAAUUUCCUGUUAUUUUGUUUAUGAAACCUUUUUCCUAUAGACUACUGGAUCAGGAUCUUUGCUAGGUCUUGAGAAGAACUCAUGGACCAAGCCGGCAUGAUGGAGAUAAGGAUGCACAUUUGUCUGGGUUGAGUGUGAUACAUGUCCAACUUAUGUUAGAUUGGCUAAUGGAUCCAGCAGUGCAGCAGAAUAGCUGAUUUCAGAUUGCAAGUGGUCAUCUAAAAUGAAGCUAACUAGUUGAGGCCGACAAGUGACAACUACUUGGUGAG